GAAUUAUGGGGAGUGAGAGCUGAGGGGCCUCAAUUCCAGAAAGGGAGGGAGGGAGACACAGGAAUUCAACUGUUCCUACAUACCGUUUAGCAGCUGCAGUUCAUAUCGUAUCUGUGUCUAUAAAGCUCUCCUAUCUCUGACACUCUGGACAGAGAGGGCUGCACUGAUUCUGAUUGAAAGAAGGCCUCAAACUUCCUUUUAGGGAGAAUUUUGUACCUUUAAGAGGCAUCAUGUUGGAGGGUCCAACGUUUCUUAUCUCAAGAGAAUUGCCAAGUGCUUGUGAGCAAGAAAGCAAAUGGGCUUAUAGCGCCUUUUGUGUCGCCGAGCUUUCGAAGGGAAAGCACUGCCUUGACGACACAGACGACGAAGAAGAAGAAGAAGCAACAGGGUUGAGAAAAUCAUGGAAACCAUCUGAGAUGCACAAGGGUAAUUCAGUUUCCGAAUCUGACCAAUCAGAUAACCAGAAACAGCAGGAGGAUGAAUCAUGGAUCAACCAAAUUGGUCCAGACCUCUCCAUAAACUGCCUUUUACACAGCUCGCGGUCUGAUUAUGGCUCAAUCGCCUCACUAAACCGCUGGUUCCGAUCUCUAGUUCGUGGUGGGGAGCUUUAUCGGCUAAGGAGACUAAUGGGUAUCAUAGAACAUUGGGUUUACUUUUCAUGUAACCUUUUCGAAUGGGAGGCAUUUGAUCCAAUCCGCCGUCGUUGGAUGCGCUUGCCAACCAUAGACUGUAACGAAUGCUUCAUGUGCUCAGAUAAGGAAUCUAUAGCCGUAGGCACUGAGCUUCUCGUCUUCGGAAAAGAAAUAGAUACACACGUAGUGUACAAAUAUAGCAUCUUGACUAACUCAUGGUCACCCGGCAUGAGAACCAAUACUCCUAGAUGCCUCUUUGGCUCUGCAAGUCUUGGCGAGAUUGCUAUUGUAGCUGGAGGGUGUGGACCAUCUGGCAACAUCUUGAGCUCGGCUGAGCUUUAUAAUUCAGAAACCGGGACCUGGGUGAUUCUCCCCAACAUGAAUAAACCAAGAAAAAUGUGCUCAGGGGUAUUUAUGGAAUCAAGAUUUUACGUUAUCGGCGGAAUAGGCGAAGAAAAUAACAAUGAGCUUGCAUGUGGUGAAGUUUAUGAUUUGGAAACAGGUAUUUGGAGCGAGAUUGACAAUAUGUUUCCUGUAUUAACCGGUCAAGAUGCACCUGCAACAGCCAAGGCACCGCCUUUACUUGCAGUUGUGAAGAACGAACUGUAUGCAGCUCAUCAUGAAGAACAGGAAGUGAGAAAAUACGAUAAGGGGCGGAAUGUUUGGAUUCGGGUGGGCGGGUUGCCGGAAAGAGCAAGCUCAAUGAAUGGUUGGGGGCUUGCGUUUAGGGCAUGUGGUGAUCAGUUGAUCGUUAUUGGUGGCCCCAGGGUUUCUUAUGGAGGGAUGAUUGAGCUGAAUUCUUGGGUACCGGAGGACAACCCGCCUCAAUGGAACUUGCUGGCUCGAAAGUCGUCAGGUGGCUUUGUUUAUAAUUGUGCUGUCAUGGGAUGUUAACAUAAAUCUUUGACAUACUUGUGUGUUUUUCCGGUUGUUGAAAUGAAAUUAUAUAGUGUUUAUG
Cynara cardunculus var. scolymus (artichoke) is the source of this 1590-nucleotide messenger RNA. RefSeq names its product F-box/kelch-repeat protein At1g74510. The transcript has 2 exons. The coding region runs from base 231 to 1526 and encodes 431 amino acids. Gene Ontology annotation, cellular component: nucleus. The record is from RefSeq and is a predicted model, not a curated record. Gene Ontology annotation, molecular function: protein binding. Lineage: Eukaryota; Viridiplantae; Streptophyta; Magnoliopsida; Asterales; Asteraceae.